UUUCCGGGUCGCUCAUUUUUUCAGAACACCGCCGGAACCCCAAAGUAAGCAUGGAAAUAGUUUCGGUGACAGAGUUGUGUGUUCUUCUGUCUGGGUGCUAUUUUAGUUUUUUUUAAUCCAACAUGUUGAUGAAAUAACGUUUAACCAGUCUCUCUAUAUAGGGUUUAACGAGUGAUAAGGCCAUAAAUCCCCGUCUAACACCCGGCCGGAGGCCAGACUUAAAGUACCUGGUGAGAUAAGUGUCAUUUAAUGCCGUUUUAAUCUAAUUAGCUGUGAUAUCAACUUCAUGUACGCAGAAUGGCAACUGUACUAACUUGGCUGGCGGGGGGGGAAGUAGUAAGUACUGUACUGUACUGUACCGCUUGCUCAGCUCAGGCUAUUUUGAAAAAAGACCGGCCCCCUUGUCUGUAGACUGGAGGGGGGUGUCGGUCAUGGUGGCGGGGCCGAGCCAGGCACUCACACGCAGCUGCUCGGAUAACCAUGUCAGAAGAUGACCGAUACAAUUGUCGCGGAGGGACAAGUCAAGUUUAGAGAUGGAAAAAAGUGGAAGACUCGGUGGGUCGUCAUUCGGAAGCCGUCUCCAGUCGCAGAUUGUCUAUCUGUGCUGGCCUAUAAAGAGAGAAAAGCCAAGGAGCGAGCAGGCCACAAGGAUCGUCUCGGUGUGACGUUGGAGGGCAUCUUUGGUGUGGAACCUGGGCCUGGCUAUGAUGGAGUCAGCUACACUCUCUCCAUACUCUGCCAAGCACACACUCUGGUGCUGGGCUUCCACAGUCGAGAAGCUCUCCAUGCCUGGGACGCCCGCGUACGCUACAGCCUGGGAGAAGUCCACAGAUUCAGUGUCAAUGUGGAACCAGGUACUAAACUGGAGAGGGGCUCCGCUUCUCUCCACCUGUGCAACAACCUACUGGCCCUCACCAGAGGUCUGCCUCCUGUCAUCAUUGGGCACUGGAAGUUGUCUACAUUGCGUAGAUAUGGUGCUGUGCCGAAUGGCUUCGUGUUCGAGGGCGGGACUCGCUGCGGAUACUGGGCUGGAGUUUUCUUCUUGUCCUGCUCAGACGGGGAGCAGAUCAGUUAUCUGUUUGACUGUGUCGUCGGUGGCAUCACCCCUAGCAAGGUCCCACAUGGGCUGCGGCCUUCCCUGCCAGCAGAGACUCUCAGCACUGAGCCAGCAUCAACAGAAAAUCGGAUCAAGCAGGAGACUUCAGAGCUGGAGAAAAGACUCAGCAUGCUGUCGACUUGCAGCCUAGCAAGCAGCACAGCUUCCACCUACAGCUGCAGCACAUCUGUUGCCGGGGACGACCGCAGCAGCAUCUCCAGCUCCUCUUCAGGCCAAUCGGACACAAGCUACGGGAGCAGGCUUCCUUUCUGGGUGGAGCCGUUUGCGAAGUUGCACCACUCCAGUGAGACGGCGUCAAGCUCUUCCACGCUGCGGCCCUUGACCAGCUCAGAUGACCGUCUUUACGCUGCUGUGAUGGGAUGCCGAACUGCGUCCUCCACCCAGCCCCAUCCUCGUGGUCUCCUGGACAGCGGGCGUCAGAGCUCGUUAGACAGCGGCAUUGGAAUAGCGACCGGGAGCUCAGGGAGCUUCUCUUCCUACACAGGAAGUCUGGACAUGGCCCCUCAGGUAGCGGGAGAGGAGUUUGGCUCCAUGACCAGUCUGCCUGCUCCUACUCCCCCAAAUCCUCCUCCCUCACCUUGCCAGGCCUCGCCUUUCCUGCAGCACGCCACCGGCCCAUUUUGUGGCACUAGGUGCAGCUCUCAAGCCUCCCAAAGUGAUGAGUGCCAGAAUUCGAGCCCGCGCUACGAUGUUCCCAGGAGUCUCCUCCAGAACUGGACCAUGAGGAACACGUCAGCUGUUAAGGGUGCUGAUGGGCACGGAAGUCAGGACCAAGGAGUGACCAGAAGCCCAACAGCAUCGAAACUUGGGCGGCAGACUUCAAUGCAGCGCUCGCUCUCCUGGGGCAGUGAGAGAGUGCCUCCUGGAGGCAGUGGGGAGACGUCUACCCCUCAGCCGAUGUUUGUGCUGGGAGAAACACAGUGCUUUCAUGGUUUCGAUAACUACAUCACACCUGAGCAGUGGCGCUCUGCAAAGAGUUUAAUGAUGCAGGUUGGCAACUCCUUUUCAAGUCCAUGGCCCUCUGCAGAUCCACCAGACUCCAUACUACGACGUGUGAGAGAGGAACACCAUGGCAGUCAGGAUGUAGAUCGGUCCUCUGUUGCAGCCUCCCCUGUCACACUGAGCAUGGCCAGGCCAAAGUCGACAUGCGGCACGUUCCAGUCUAUAAGUGAAGUUCCAGCAGCUGCCUCGCAGGACACUAAGCACCACCUCAAUUAUGUCAACAUCCCAACUGCUAAAGCGAACAUGGAUCUGACAGAGCCAGACCUGCAGGAGCCUACUUUAUCUCCAGGGUCCAGUCCCAGCUGUCCUGUCACAGAAGAAAGGAUCCAUCAGGUUCACCCUCACCAACAACGUUGCCAUGGAAACGUCUCCAAGAGUGGCGGUGGAGCACACUCGGGGCUGCCAGUUGACUCAGACGGACAGCAGGCGGCGAGGGCCACCACGCUGACUUGGAUGACACGUCACUUCUCGCAACUCCCUCAUAUUCCAAAGUCCUCGUAGAACAAGCCAUUCCAAAUACAACAUGAAGAAUAUCACGUGUGGGAUUCGUGUUGUGUGGGUGCUUAGAUCUGAAUUUAUAAGUUUGCAAUCCUGUACUUAUAAUGGUUAACACUUUAGUAUGGGGAACAUAUUCACCAUUAAUUAGUUGCUUAUUAACUUGCAAAUUAGUAACAUAUUGCCUCUUAAUUAGUCACUUUUAAGUACUUAUUAAUGCCUUAUUCUGCAUGGCCUUAUUAUACAACCAGUAAGCCAUUAACUAAGAGUCUUCCCUCAAUAACAUCAGAAUUAUUGCUUAUUAGUAACCCUAACCCUAAUAUGUUCCCCUAGAGUCCAAAUACUCUAAAUUAAGUCUUUGUUACUUUAAUAAGCGGGCAGCACGGUGCAACAGGGGUUAGUGCAUGUGCCUCACAAUACGAAGGUCCUGAGUAGUCCUCGGUUCAAUCCCGGGCUCGGGAUCUUUCUGUGUGGAGUUUGCAUGUUCUCCCCGUGACUGCGUGGGUUCCCUCCGGGUACUCCGGCUUCCUCCCACCUCCAAAGACAUGCACCUGGGGAUAGGUUGAUUGGUAACACUAAAUUGGCCCUAGUGUGUGAAUGUUGUCUGUCUAUCUGUGUUGGCCCUGUGAUGAGGUGGCGACUUGUCCAGGGUGUACCCCGCCUUCCGCCCGAAUGCAGCUUAGAUAGGCUCCAGCACCCCCCGCCACCCCAAAAGGGACAAGUGGUAGAAAAUGGAUGGAUGGAUACUUUAAUAAGCAACUAAUUAAUGGUGAAUAUGUUCCCCAUACUAAAGUGUUACUUUAUAAUGAUAUAUCCUUUAGAAGCGGCGUCCUCUGCAGUGGACAUUUGUUGGCUCUUUUAUCCGUAACUUUGACUAAAUAAAUAAACCAGAAGACAGGGGUUCUCAGGAGGGCAUUUAAUCUUUUUGGCCGUAUGGUCCUCAACAUCUGCUGAGGUCCUCUGAGCAGAAAGCGCCAAAUAUUGAAAAGUCACAAUUUUAAUUUGUUUAGCCAGAAUUUACUUCAACGGCAUGCCCGUUAAAGCCUCUCCCCCAGCUGACAUUGUGUGGAAUUGUAUCGUUCAUCACUAAAGCAGACCCACCGGCCCUCAAUUGUGUCGUAUGUUUGACUUUUCGGAGGAAAUCAUUCCACAUCAGAGCUUCACAGUGUUAGAGUUAUGUGUCAGGUGGUGAUGAAUGCAGUGGAGUGGAGCGAGCGAUCAGUAUUCAUCCAGCAGUGCAUGCCUGCUGGAUGAAUUGUACAGCACAUGCGUGUGAUCCAAUUUCCUGCCCCCCCCCUCUUGAUGGUAUUGAGACAAACCGGCUAAUAUUUGACGCCAAUUUACUUUUAUGGCUGUCUUGAGGGGGAACCUCAUGAUGCCUUGUCACAGGAAGUCGCCACUUUCCCAGCAGCGUUUGCUGGUGUCACCGCGGGGACACAUUUCCCUGACAAGGCUUGUAAAUAGCAAAUGCCAACUAUAUUAAAAUAUAUUUUUCAAAUGUACGUCGGGAUCUUUCUGUGUGGAGUUUGCAUGUUCUCCCCGUGACUGCGUGGGUUCCCUCCGGGUACUCCGGCUUCCUCCCACCUCCAAAGACAUGCACCUGGGGAUAGGUUGAUUGGCAACACUAAAUUGGCCCUAGUGUGUGAAUGUUGUCUGUCUAUCUGUGUUGGCCCUGCGAUGAGGUGGCGACUUGUCCAGGGUGUACCCCGCCUUCCACCCGAUUGUAGCUGAGAUAGGCUCCAGCGCCCCCCGCGACCCCGAAGGUAAUAAGCGGUAGGAAAUGGAUGGAUGGAUGUUGUUGCAGACUUUAUUAGAAAUGUGUGCAAGGUUUUCUGCUCCUCACUCACUCACAUUUUUUUUAUGUUAGGUGAAUUCCAACAGAAGGAAGACAAUAAGUCAACAGACUGAAGGCGAACAUGUGCACACCUUUAUGGCCACUGGGUGGAGGUUAGACACAUUUCAUUGUUUCAAGUCUUCCUGUGUUCGUUAUCCUCUUUUUAAAGGUGAACACUCAUUCGUUUUAAAUAAUUAGAGCAGUUUUCAUCACCUGUAAUUGUGCACGUUUUUUUCGUCAAUUGACCAAAUUUAUCUACAACUACAACUCAACUUGUUUUUGAAUCUAACAUUGGUCAACUUACAGGUGCAAUUUAUAUUUGAUUUGUCAAAAGUUUUCAACAUGGUUGACCAUUAUCUCCUGGACAAACUGCAUCAUGUUGGACUUGUUCAAGUGCACUCUGGUAAAACUCAUCGUCAAAAUCGGUAUUAUGUUUCUGUCAAUGGUUGUCAAUCCAGUCAAAGGUUAGUUGAUUGCGGUGUUCCACAAGGUUCCGUUUUAGGUUCACUUUGUUUCCUUAGUUUAAAAGUUAUAUGCUAAAGACCACUAAUAGUCGCACACACAGUAGGUGUGGUGAAAAUACAGAGCUGCAUUUGACCCAUCCCCUUGUUCCACCCCCUGGGAGGUGAGGGGAGUAGGGAGCAGCAGCAGUGGCCCAGCUCAGGAAUCAUUUAGGUGAUUUAACCCCCAAUUCCAACCCUUGAUGCUGAGUGCCAAGCAGGGAGGUAAUGGGUCCCUUUUUUAUAGUCUUUGGUAUGACUCGGCCGGGGUUUGAACUCACAACCUACCGAUCUCAGGGCGGACACUAACCACAAGGCCACUGAGCAGGUCUAACUCACUCACAAUUACAAUCAAACAAAUCACAAUUAGUGACUAAACUCAACUUUGCUCAUUGUCAUGUUUAUCUCUCUUAUUUACAUUCCAAUUCCGAUACAUAACAGAUCAAAUAUAAUUUCAAAAUAAAAUGUAUUGCUAUCCAACAAUGGUUCGAUAACAAAAGGCUUAUUCUUAAUAUGGAAAAAAAAUCAUGACGUAUGCUGUUUAGUACAAAAUAUGGUUUAUUUCACUUACCCGAGUUGCUUACUCAUUUUAGCGAUGGACGUCCACUAGAAUGAAUGAAUGUAUUCUAAUACUUUGGUCUACUCUAUGGAUUGACCCUGAUCUUACUUUUUAAAACACAUUACAGGCCACAUGUGUGGACACACCUUCUCAUUUCACUGCAUUUUUUUAUUUUUGUUAUGACUAUUUACGGUCACUGAAGGCAUUAAAACUAUGAAGUGAAACGCAUUUCAGGUGACUACCUCUUGAAGCUCAUCGAGAGAAUGCCAAGAGUGUGAAAAACAGUUAUCAGAGCAAAGGGUGGCUAUUUUGAAGAAACUAGAAUACAAAACAUGUUUCCAGUUAUUUCACCUUUUUUUGUGAAGUACAUAACUCCACAUGUGUUCAUUCAUAGUUUUGAUGCCUUCAGUGACAAUCAAUAAUGUGUCAUGUAAAUAGAUAGAUUCAUAGUCAUGAAAAUAAAGAAAGCUCAUUGAAGGAGAAGGUGUGUCCAAACUUUUGGCCUGUACUCUAUAUUGAUUUUAUUUGUGAGAAUCAAUGGCUGUUUGGUCUCUCUACAAAUGAAUCAAUUGUUUUUAAUUUCUAGUAGGAAAAAUAUUUUUUUCUCAAUUGUUUCGUCCCAUACUGGAUUAUGCUGUCGUCUACCAAAACACUACGGAAUCUAUCCUUAAACCUUUCAAUAUUUUAUACAACUCCUUGUGCAGAUUUGUCUUGAGAUGUCCCUUUAGUACUCACCAUUACCAUUGAACUAUCCUAAACCCAGGCGACACUUUCACAGGGUCUUGUUUUAUUUUCAAUGUGUCCACUUAAAUGUUCCAUUGUACUUAAAACCGCUUUCAUACAACUGCUCCAUGUUCUCUCAGACAUGUAUGACUUAUUCAUUUUUUGCAGUCCCUAAAAUAUAAUCUUACUUUAGUUUAUUAUUAUUUUAAUCUUUUGAUUAGGGGUUCUCAAACUGUGCUACACGGGCUCCAUCUAAUGGUACGUGAAAGAAUCACUUGAUUAAAAGUAAAAGGUUUUAUUUUCCAAAAUUAAAACAGUAUUACCGUUCAAACUGUGUAAAAUAUUAAAUAUUAAAUAAUGCCUUGUUUUUAUUGAAUAGUUAGGCCUACUACGCUACUGUAUUUUAUUGUUGAUCAUUAUGAUGGUACUUGGGGUGCCAUGUAUUUUCCUGGGGGGUACUUGGUGAAAAAGGUUUUAGAAGCACGACUUUAGAUCAAAUUUAAGUACAUUUAUGAACAAUGUUGUUUGAUUUUUUUCGUCGGCUCAAAUUAGCAGUCGUAUCCUGCUGCUCCUAACAUUGUAUUGUAUUGCAAUGUAUUAUGUAUGUAUAAAUGCAGUAGAAGUGGUAAAACAGUGUGUUUCUGUGUUGUUUUAUUCUAAUACAUGUUUUUUUGUAUUUGUGUUGGAACUAUCCUUAUUAAAUUGAAAAUUUGAAAUUGAAAUUUCCAUAAAUAAUUGCUACUAUUGAGUACUGAGCCACAUGUAAAUAUAUUUAUUGAAAUUGCACUAAUUAUUUAUUACAAAAAAAGAACCGAUUCAUUAAAAAAAAAAUCAUAUGGUAUGUACAGACUGGUGAUUCAUUUGAAACAAAUCAACAAGAAAAUGCUAGAAAAGUAGAAACAAAAAAAAUAGAUGACUUUUACAGCGUCUACUGAGCUGGAAGAAUGAGAUGGAAAGCAGGCAGCAAGAUGUUGAC
Entelurus aequoreus (snake pipefish) is the source of this 7206-nucleotide messenger RNA. It is a transcript of the gene dok7b, whose product is annotated as docking protein 7b. The record is from RefSeq and is a predicted model, not a curated record. The transcript is spliced from 13 exons. Gene Ontology annotation, molecular function: protein kinase binding. Gene Ontology annotation, biological process: positive regulation of protein tyrosine kinase activity; neuromuscular junction development. Lineage: Eukaryota; Metazoa; Chordata; Actinopteri; Syngnathiformes; Syngnathidae. The coding region runs from base 491 to 2620 and encodes 709 amino acids.